AUGCGAGCUCCUGUUCUCGCGACUCCAACUGCUGCUCGUCGAAAUGUCGAAGCAAACGCGUUCGUGUCGGAUGGGGAUCGAGCCAUGAAGGCCUCCAAUGCUUCUGGGUUCGCCACGGGGACGCUCAUUGGGAAAGGCUCACUGGUGAACCCACGGCUCGCGACUUCAGCCAUCGAUGACAGCGGAUUCGUCCCAACCGAAAGGCACCUCUCCCACAGCGCCUCCCACGCCGAGAAAUUAGACAAGGAACCAAGGCGACUUUCCAUCGUCCCGAUCCUCCCCGACCCGGGAAACCCCGAAAGGGACGACAGCCUCCGUCCCAAGGACCCGAAGGGGGGGGAACAGUCGAACUGCAGCGCUGGGACCGAGCGGUCGACUCCGAUUCCUCCACCUGAACCGACGGAAAUGGAUCUGUACUACGACGACCUGAGUGAAUUCUGCACCAGCGUCAUCCUCCUGGCCAGGACGCUGGGCCUCCACCUCAACUUGAAGGAGCGAGACACCGACAGAAGAGAACAGCUCGCUCCAGAGUUCAUCCAAAUGAACCCACAGCACACGGUUCCAACCAUCGACGACGAUGGAUUCGUUUGCCGGGCAAUCCUCCGCUAUUUGGCUAGCAAAUUCGGAAAGGACGAUAGCCUUUAUCCCAAGGACCUGAAGGAGAGGGCCAUUGUGGAUGAAAGGUUGGACUUCGACGCUGGAACUCUCAGUGCUCGACUCCAAUUCCUCUACUUGUUCCUGACGGUGAAAGACGGAAAGAAGUGCCUGAAUGAGGCGGUGUUGAGCAAACUCGAAGAAGCCCUGGGAAUUCUCGACGUUUACAUAGAAAGAUCCGGAGGCUAUGUGGCUGGAAGUCGAUUAACGAUCGCCGACUUCGCAAUCGUCGCAACCGUCUCUGCCAUCGAGAUGAUGGAGUUGCUGGACGUCUCGAAGCACAAGCACGUGUGGGCAUGGCUGGCUGUGUGCAAGGCUCAAAUUGAGGGUUAUGAGGAACUUAACGGGUCCCAGGCUCCCAGGAACAAAGAGCACAGCGAGAUGGGCAUCGUCCUGUACUACGAGGAGCUGAGUCCCUUCUCAACCAGCGUGAGGCUCCUGGCCAGGGCCUUGAGCCUGGAACUCACUCUCAAGGAGAUCGACACCGACAAAGACGAAACGCUCACUCCAGAGUACCAGCAGAUGAACCCACAACACACAGUUCCGGCCUUGGACGACGACGGAUUCAUCUUAGCCGAAAGCCGUGCAAUCCUACGCUACCUGGCGAGCAAAUUCGGGAAGGACGAUAGCCUUUACCCCAAGGACCUGAAGAAAAGGGCGAUCGUGGAUCAGAGGUUGGACUUCGACUCUGGAACCUUGAGCGCCAGGCUCCUCUUCGCGCUCCUGUUUCCGGUUCUUAAAGAUGGAAAGAAGUCCCUGAACGACGAGGUGAUGGGCAAGCUCGAAGACGCCCUGAGAAUUCUGGACAUCUACAUCGAAAGAUCCGGCGGUUAUGCGGCCGGGAAUGGCCUGACCAUCGCCGACUUCGCUCUCGUUGCUCCCGUUUCUGCUGUCGAGAUGAUGGAGUUGUUGGAUUUGUGCAAGUAUAAGCACUUGUGGGCGUGGUUGUCGAAAUGCAAGGCCGAAAUGGACGGAUACGAGGAAUUGAACGGGAGUGAAAAGACUGCCAGCCAAAAAGAAUGGAUCAAAACGAUCUUGGGGUUCGGGAAGCAAAUGGAUUCCGCCAUAGAAGGGGAGAGACAAAAGCUCUCUCAGCUGAUGGUCUCGGUGUCUCAUCGCUUUGAGGAACUAGGAGCGCAAUGUACAGCGUUGAAGGGUGGCUUUAAUGGCCCAGAAGAGAAGCGAUUGCGAGAUGGUUCUUAUCUUCAAGUGGCCCCAUGCCGGUCGAAGGAUGACUCGGCGGUGGAGGCGAUCGUGGGAGCCCUGGACAUGGGCUAUCGGCACAUCGACACGGCGUACAUCUACCGGAACGAGGAGACCGUCGGGAAUGCCAUGACGAAAUGGAUCCAGAAAGGCGGAGGGGAACGAGAGGACCUUUUCAUCGUCACGAAGGUAUUCCGUUCUGAGAGCUUCAGAUCAUCGGCAUCAGAUGGGCUGGCACCCAUAGGAAAUCGCCCGGAUCGCGUGGAGCAUUACCUGAAGAAAAGUCUCGAGAACCUGAAGACUACCUACGUAGACCUCUACCUCAUCCACAACCCAUGCGGAAUGAAGGACCAAGGAAACGACGACGUCGUCCCCAGGACACCCGACGGGACAUUGGACAUCGAUCCUGAGACAGAUCUCGUCGCGCUUUGGAAGGCGAUGGAGGCUCAAGUGGAUGCGGGACGGACCAAGAGCAUCGGGAUCAGCAACUUCAACGAGGAGCAAAUCGAAAGGAUUCUCAAGUCCUGCCGCAUCAAACCAGCCAAUCACCAGGCAAGUGGAGGUAUAUCUGUAUUUUCAACAAAAGCCAUUGAGAGAAUUCUGUGCGAAGCAUGGAAUCACGAUUUGUGCAUACGCACCCCUGGGUUCACCUGGACGAAUCGAGCCCUUCAAGAUGAUGUCCGGCCUGAAGUAAGAACUCGCAAACGCAGCGUAUCGAGCCAGUGCAAGCAGAAAGGGUGGAAGUUGUACCUGAAUGUUCGACCCCGCCUUUACAGGGAUCUAUCAGGAGAAAACCCUCUGGAGAACGAAAAGGUGAAGGAAAUCGCCCGGAAGCAUCACGUGACACCUGCUCAGGUGCUUCUGAGACACCUGGCCCAGCAGGGAGUAGCUGUCAUCCCCAAAUCCACCAAUCCUGCGCGCAUUCAACUCAACUAUCAGGUGUUCAACUUCGAGCUGACGGAGGAAGAGAUGCAGACGCUGAAUGCUAUGGACAGGGGGAAGGAGGCGAGGAACUUCAAAUUCUACGACAUUUUCAAUGGAUCUUCCUCUCCCAUUCUUGCAAAACACAUCGUCUCCACCAGAUUAGAUUACGCGUAUUUACCAGUAAUUCAUCAGACACCCAAGGUCGGCCGUAAAAUGCGGCGCUGGUCCAACCUCGAGAGCAGCGAAGCCCAGCCGAUAAGAUUACACUUCCUCAUGAAGAAGCCGGGUCGCGCCUCCCCGUCACGUAGUCCUCCCUCGCCCCUCCCUCCGACCAUCCAGGUUAGUCUUCUCUCGAGUGCGCAUCGUAAGCAUUUUCGAAUCGAAGAAUCCGUGAUCAUGCCGAUCGACCUGUACUACGUGUUGCCGAGUCCCCCGUGCCGAAGCGUGAUGCUUCUGGCCAAGGAUCUGGGCGUGGAACUCAACCUGAAGCCCACCAAUCCCAUGUCUGGAGCUACCCGCACUCCGGAGUUCCUCAAGAUGAAUCCGCAGCAUACGAUCCCAACGAUGAACGACGGAGGAUUCUGCCUCUGGGAAAGCCGGGCCAUCCUGCGCUACCUCCACAAGAAGCACGGGAAGCACGACAAGCUGUAUCCCAAGGACGCGAAGCAGAGCGGGCUGGUGGACCAGAGAUUGGACUUCGACAUCAGCACGUUCUCGCCUGCUUACCUCGACAGCGUUGUACGGCGAUAUCGACUCUUAGAGGGAAAAAUUGCGCGACCAGUAUUCAUGGGCAAGACGAAGACGGUGAGCGAGGAGCAGAAGCAGAAGAUCCAGGAAGCGAUGGAGCUGCUGGACAAGUUCAUCGAGACGUCCGGAGGAUACGUGGCCGGGAAGCACCUCACCCUCGCCGACUACGCCCUCAUCGUCAUUGCCGCUUCGCUCGAGGCGACAGGAUUGGGAGACCCAAGCAAGUACAAGCACAUUCAGUCGUGGAUGGGGAAGUGCAAGAAGGAGAUGAAAGGCUACGAGGAGAUCAAUGCCGAGGGGGCGAAGCAGAUGGCUCAGUUCUUCCAGAGCAAGCUCGGCGACGCUACGACCAAAGUUUGAAUCCCUAUGAGCGAGCAUUGAAUAAAAUCUUGCAGAGGAAA
Messenger RNA from Darwinula stevensoni, 3929 nucleotides. The record is from the annotation of a GenBank genome assembly. Lineage: Eukaryota; Metazoa; Arthropoda; Ostracoda; Podocopida; Darwinulidae.